GGCGAGUGCGAGUUGGAGGACGAGCGAGGUUGCUGAGCGAGCGAGCGAGCGAGCAAGCGGAGAGGCGCCUGCGCGAUGUCUGGGCCCCUGAGCCCGCGGCGCUGAGCCAGCCGGGACGGACAUGCGCGGGAGGGCGCCGUGGGGCUGCCGCCGCUCCCCUGGGGGAAUGAAAGCUACUGGCUGACUUAAGAUCCUUGGGCUUCACAAAUUUGGAGACAUCCCAGAAUAAGGCACCAUGUCAACAGCAGGAGUUGCUGCUCAGGAAAUUAGAGUUCCCUUAAAAACUGGAUUUCUGCACAAUGGCCAGGUCAUGGGAAAGAUGAAGAGCUGCUGGGCCGGCCGCAGUGAGUUUGAGAGUAACUUUUUAAAUAUUGAUCCGAUAAGCAUGGCCUACAGUCUGAACUCCCCUGCUCAGGAGCACCUAACAACUAUUGGGCACAUGUCACAAUCUGCUCCAGUGAAUGGCCAUUUCUUUGCAGAAAAUGGUCCACCUCAAAAAUCCAGCUUGCCCCCUCUUAUCAUUCCCCCGAGUGAAAGCUUGGGACAGCGUGAAGAGGAUCAAGUUACGUGUGGCUUUAAGAAGCUCUCAAUGAAUGGAAUCUGCACAUCCACACCUCCGCUUACACCCAUAAAAAACUGCCCUUCCUUUUUCCCCUGCGCAGCCCUCUGUGAACGGGGCUCUCGGCCCCUCCCACCACUGCCCAUCUCUGAAGACCUCUCUCUGGAUGAGACUGACUGUGAGGUAGAAUUCCUUACCAGCUCAGAUACAGACCUCCUUUUAGAAGACUGUGCACUUUCUGAUUUCAAAUAUGAUGUUCCUGGCCGGCGAAGCUUCCGUGGGUGUGGACAGAUCAACUAUGCUUACUUUGACACCCCCACUGUGUCUGCAGCAGAUCUCAGCUACAUAUCUGACCAAAACGGAGGUGUCCCGAGUGUAAAUCCUCCUCCACCUCAAACCCACCGCAGAUUAAGGAGGUCUCAUUCAGGUCCAGCUGGAUCCUUUAACAAGCCAGCCAUACGCAUCUCCAGCUACACACACAGAGCUUCUCCCAACUCCGAUGAAGACAAACCUGAGGUCCCCCCCAGGAUUCCCAUACCUCCCCGGCCAGUGAAGCCAGACUACAGAAGGUGGUCAGCAGAAGUUACUUCCAGCACCUACAGCGAUGAAGACAGGCCUCCCAAAGUCCCGCCUAGAGAACCUUUGUCCCAGAGUAACUCCCGCACCCCAAGUCCUAAAAGCCUUCCAUCUUACCUCAAUGGGGUCAUGCCCCCAACACAGAGCUUUGCUCCUGACCCCAAAUACGUCAGCAGCAAAGCCCUGCACAGACAGAACAGUGAGGGGUCUGCCAAUAAGGUUCCUUGCAUUCUGCCCAUUAUUGAAAAUGGGAAGAAGGUCAGUUCAACGCAUUAUUACCUACUACCUGAGAGACCACCAUACCUAGAUAAAUAUGAAAAGUUCUUUAGGGAAGCAGAAGAAGCAAACCCAAGCACUCAAAUCCAGUCAUUACCUGCUGCCUGCGGCAUGGUUUCUGCCACAGAAAAGCUGGACUCCAAGACAAAAGUGGACCUGGGUGGGCACGUGAAGCGUAAGCACCUGUCCUACGUGGUCUCUCCCUAGACCUGGGGGUCGGGGCUCAGCAGGAGUUACGUGGAGCGGGUGGUUCUCGGUGCCAGCUUGGCUGAAGGUGGCAGAGCACUCCGUUGGCUUGCAAAUGAAGCAGUGGAGCUUUGUCUUAGUGGGGAAGGCGUCCUUGUGCUGAGA
Messenger RNA from Castor canadensis (American beaver), 1762 nucleotides. RefSeq names its product ERBB receptor feedback inhibitor 1 (gene Errfi1). Gene Ontology annotation, biological process: negative regulation of epidermal growth factor receptor signaling pathway; regulation of keratinocyte differentiation. Lineage: Eukaryota; Metazoa; Chordata; Mammalia; Rodentia; Castoridae. The record is from RefSeq and is a predicted model, not a curated record.